UUACAGAGUGAAUAUGACGGCGUUAACGACCCCUAGCAGUCGUGUUUUCGUCGGCCAACUUCCACCGGAGUUUUCCGAGGACGAAUUAAUCAAGAAAUUUUCUCCUCAUGGGGUCGUUACUUAUAUAAACAAUACAAACAAGGGAUAUGCAUUUGUUCAGUUUGAAACCGAGGAGGGGGCCCGAUCCUGUGUUUUGAAAGAGAACAAUACCCAGUUUUUGGGCAAAAAAAUAAAUGUGAACUUUGCAAAGGAUAAAAAACUUGAAGCUGAAAAUAGAAACAGAGACUUAGGACCAGGGCGUGGACUGCCAGAUUUGGGACCAGGUCGGGAUUUAGGACCGGGAGGUCGUGAUAUUGGUUAUGGAGGACGAGAUGGGGGACACGGAGGGAGAGGGCGGGAUGAUUAUGGAGAUCAGAAUGAUAGAGACAGGUACCAUGACCGGUCGCGAGGUGGACCCUGGGAGAGUGAGCGGGGUCGAACAGGACCUGGAUACGGAGGACCAAACAACAGAGGACCGCCGCCGCCGCUGGGUGGAGGAACUGCUGCCCCUGCCCCGGUUAACGACGUGGAAAUUAUCUGCUUGACUAAAAUAACCAGAAACUAUGCAGAGUUUAUCGAAGAUCGGUUGAGGAAAAUGGGACUCAAGGUUGAUGUUCUUUUUCCAAACCCGGAUAUUCCUAUUGGUAAGGUUCUCGGAAACAUAGCUAUGCGAGGAGUUAUGUUUGCAGUGUGUGUCUCCCCUGAAAACGAAGUACAUAGAUCGUUGACGGUGAAUGUGCUGCAAGGUGAGCAGCAAGAGCAUAGAAAUAUGCCGGUUGAUGAAGCAACAGCGUUUAUCGGGAAAAAUUUCUCUAAACUAAUUGAAAACCCAAAGAUGAGUAUUGAAAAGCCAAAUUUAGGCCUCCCACAAGAUGUUAAAACCAUUCUUGGUUUCCUCUCUGACAAUCGACCCAUGUCCAUCAUGGAAUAUGAUAAGCUGAUUAAGUUUCUAGUUAGCAAAAGGGAAAGCACUCUCAAAGAUGAAUAUGGUUCUAACAUUCCUGCUCACCUACUUGUACCUCCAGUUGGGCCCAAUCAGGAUCCAGCAAUGAAAGCUAAGCAGGAGGAAAUACAGACAAAAGUUAUUGAAAUUCUCAACAAAAAGAGCAGUAUUCUCUCAGCUCAGAAUAAACCUUCUCCAGUUCUUAAUCCUGCUCUACAGCAGGCUAUUGACAGUUUAGUAAAAUCUGGACCUAAUCUUCUGAACAAUAUCGGAAAAGUCGGUAACUCGGGGAGUGUUGGAGGAAUGGGAACAGGGGGAGGAGGAGAGGGUAAUCUUGGUGGUUAUUAUGCCAAUCUUUUUGGUAGUGGUGGUGGAAUGGGAGGCAAUGGAAUGAGUGGUGGAGGAAUGGGAGGUAGUCGAAUGGGAGGCAGUGGAAUGGGAGGCAGUGGAAUGGGAGGAGGUGGAAUGGGAGGCGGUGGAAUGGGAGGCGGUGGAAUGGGAGGCGGUGGAAUGGGAGGCGGUGGAAUGGGAGGCGGUGGAAUGGGAGGCAGCGGAAUGGGAGGCAGUGGAAUUGGGGGUAGUGGAAGCAUGGGUAGAGGAGUAGGUAUUGGUGGUGGAAAUGACUAUGGAAUGAUGAGAGGACAUUCAGGAAUGUAAUGUUCUAGUGAACUCAAAAACUUAAGAGUUUGAAAACUAUCUCUUUAAGGCUAAGAAAUAGCAGGAGACAUUUAAGUGAAAAUUAAAAUUUUGCAUAUUGUUGUGUUUUGUAAAUGUUAUUUUCCUCAAAUAUUCUCUGUUUUUCAGAA
Eurytemora carolleeae is the source of this 1788-nucleotide messenger RNA. RefSeq lists its product as uncharacterized. The record is from RefSeq and is a predicted model, not a curated record. The transcript is spliced from 8 exons. NCBI's taxonomy places the organism in Eukaryota, Metazoa, Arthropoda, Copepoda, Calanoida, Temoridae. Gene Ontology annotation, molecular function: RNA binding. The coding region runs from base 14 to 1639 and encodes 541 amino acids.